This is a messenger RNA of Amoebophrya sp. A120, 1491 nucleotides long. The record is from the annotation of a GenBank genome assembly. NCBI's taxonomy places the organism in Eukaryota, Dinophyceae, Syndiniales, Amoebophryaceae.
AGCGAGGUUUACUAUUUCUACUUCUGAAAACAAGCCAUGGGUCCUCAUUUUGAUAUUUUUUUUCAAAGAGUUGUAGUUGGUUACAGUCCUUUAAUUGUUUGUCUAUUCGGCGCAAUAUGUGUGUAUACGCGGUACCUCGCUCGUCCAACUGGGGGCCCCUAUCCAGCCCCACACAACGGUGGUGCGGUGCUCACGCGCGCGGCUCUGGAUGCCCGCUUGGAGGACGAGGCUGCUUCCAGCCUGCAGGAUGCCAUCGCGUCCUACGCGGACAUCCUGGUACCGAAGUCGAGCUUGGUUUCGGCAUUGCAAAUGCUCUUUCUGUUCCCGCCCGGAGUGUCUAUCUACCCGUCGGGCUUCGGCGGUGGCCCGGCGAAAGGAAGUGUGGUGGAUUUUGACGAAACGAGUGCGCUGCUGCGACUCGAGCGAAUCUUGAAGCAAUGCGAUGGAGGCCCUGGAGGUGCCGGCACGCCUACUGCUCCGACGGUCUUGCCGUAUUCUCGGGCGGUGGGUUCGUGGGGCAACGAGAUUUGUGCGCGGGACGCCAUUCUGGAUGAGAUCCGGCAAAUUUCCUCGGACCUGGAGGUCGAGGUGAGCGCGAAUGACACUGGGGCCUUCCACGUGGAUUUCAUCGGGGGCCUCAUCAACGCAUAUGAAAACCUGACGAACGUUGCCGUUCGCGUUUCGUCUCGAAGGCGGAACAAGAUAAUAUUGGCACAAGAACAGGAAAAGAAAGGAGAACCUGCACAAAAGGACCUUUAUUCUGCCACCAGCUUCGACGACGUCGAAAAAGAUCGCAAAGGUCCUGAAACCACAUCUGGCGACGAACGGAAGAACAAGGUCAGGGCAGGUGGUAACUUAAGCACCGCGGAAAAAAAUGCGAAGAAGGUCGCCUCCUCGUCGGCGGGAGUCCUUUCGCACUGCGCCCCUCCUUACGCUAUUCUGCUCGGCUCCCAUUUCGAUUCCGCGCCUGGCUCACCUGGCGCCUCGGAUGCGCUGGCACUUGUGGCGCUGCUGCUCGAAAUUUUGCGCGUAAUAACGCAGUUUGACGUUCCAGCGAAUUUACUGAGAAACGUGGACGCGAUUUUUCUGUUUAACGGGGCGGAGGAAGUGAUUCUCAGUGGCGCGCACUCCUUAUCCAACAGAAAAAUACGACCAUAAUAAAUUACAGGACAAAAAAUACGAUUUGCGUCACUAAAUUUCUGUCACUAAAAGAGAGGCAAUAUAAUAAAUUCUGUCAUGCAGAAUGCAGUGACGAGUUUGUGGUGCUAGUUGGCGACUAGAGAUUUUUUUGAUUUUGAAAGAGACAGAGAGGUACCAAAAGCUAGAAAGUUUACCAGCAUGCUGAACGGCCGAGGAACAUGAAGAGAGCUGCUUUCUUCUAAAAACCGUAGCACGCUCGUUUUUUCCGGUAUUACGCGCGUGUUUUUCUGUUGGGUACUCGUUUGUGCGGAACCAUCGGUGGGGGCGGCACAUCUGCGGUUUCAUCAACGC